This is a messenger RNA of Nylanderia fulva, 1134 nucleotides long. It is a transcript of the gene sqh, whose product is annotated as myosin regulatory light chain sqh. Lineage: Eukaryota; Metazoa; Arthropoda; Insecta; Hymenoptera; Formicidae. Gene Ontology annotation, molecular function: calcium ion binding. The record is from RefSeq and is a predicted model, not a curated record.
UUGAUCGGGUGUGGUGAAUAACCAUAGAGUGACGCGAAUGUGACUCAGUGUUCAUCGUGAAGCUUCGGUCCGUUCUAGUUUCCAAUUUUUAGACGUUUUCCGAGUCUCUAUUUAUUGUUCACCGAGUGCAAAAUGUCUUCCCGUAAAACUGCCGGACGUCGUGCUACUACAAAGAAACGUGCUCAACGUGCAACAUCAAAUGUUUUCGCGAUGUUCGACCAGGCACAGAUCGCAGAAUUCAAAGAGGCUUUUAACAUGAUCGAUCAGAAUCACGACGGAUUUAUUGACAAGGAAGAUUUGCACGACAUGCUUGCCUCCCUGGGUAAGAAUCCUACUGAUGAAUAUUUAGAGGCAAUGAUGAAUGAAGCACCUGGACCUAUCAACUUCACAAUGUUUUUGACAUUGUUUGGAGAGAGAUUACAAGCUGAUCCUGAAGAUGUAAUCAAGAAUGCUUUCGGUUGUUUUGAUGAAGAAAAUACUGGUCAUAUAAAUGAAGAACGUCUUCGUGAAUUGCUUACGACAAUGGGUGACAGAUUCACGGAUGACGACGUAGACGAAAUGUAUCGCGAAGCACCAAUUAAAGGCUCGAUGUUCGACUAUCUGGAGUUCACUCGAAUUCUGAAGCAUGGUGCAAAAGACAAGGACGAGCAGUAGUAUGCGGAUUAAUUUUAAAAGACCGUGUAUCCUGACACGAAAUCGUAGAUAGUAUUCGAAAUUCCUUGUAUGCAUUUCGCAUUUCUGAAUUCAUCGGAUUUUUAUUCACGCAAUAUUAUUAAUAAAUAUAUUAUUAAUAAAUAAUAGGAGAAUAUGGUGAUACGUAUGAAGCAACUGAAUUAUAAGAAAUUGUAAUCUCUCAGUAGAUGUAAUCUCUUACUAAGAGCAUUUACUUGCAUUUCAUAUUUCUAUAAAGGUCGAAAUAAUUAUAUUACUUGAAUAAGUAAGUGAUGUAUUUAGAAAUGCGUCAUUCAAAAAAAUCUUUUUGAAGUAUUCAACUAUAACCAUUUUUUGUGAAUGAUUUCUGUACAGCCAACAAAAGUUACACGCAUAAGAUAUUUAUAUAUAUAAAACGAACAUGUAACUGUUGUAGAGAUUCAGCAUUUAUAUUUUAAUAUAAUAUUCUGUUGCAUAUGAAAA